GCUUUCUGUGCCGUCAACCUGGAAAGGAACUUAGCCAGAGGAUCCGCUAGCCCAGCAGCUCUGGAGAAGAGCUGGCUCAACCGGCGGGAGCGUCAGGGCAUCGCAUGUGCUUAACUUGAUAUGGUGCUUCAAGUGGGCAGUCUGCAUUACGUGGACGCGGCUAUAAAGAGUGCCACUCUGCCUGGUCACCGAUGCAUGAAGUCGACAGCGGACACACCAACAAGCCAAACGGAAAGCAAUCGUCAUAUUACACGACCUACCUACAAAAUUAAGACACAAGCCGCGCAGAAUCGCAAUGUCGCCCACGCGAGAGCAGAUCCUGGAGACUGCAAAGCUCUUCCUACAGUCUUUCAACGAAUUCAGCGAAGUGGAAAUCGUGCGCUACUGUAGUCCCAACUGCAGGAUCCGCCUCCUCCCCGCGAGCCUGAAGCAGCCGGUACAGGGUCCGCCCUACCUAUCAGCGAUGGUGAAGAUGAUACAGGCCCAAGCCUCGGCAUUCCGGCUCUCCAUCAUCGAGGGAGAGGAACCGGCCGUCGACGUCGUCACGCGCAAGGUGACGAUGCACCUCGAGUCGUACUCGGAGAUGAAAGCCGGCGUGUACCAGAACGAGUACAUCUGGAUCGUGACGGUCAGCGAAGACGGCAAGACGGUCGAUGAUCUGAUCGAGUUCGCCGACAGCGCGUACACUGCCGAAUGGCUGCCUAAGAUUCUGGCCGCUGCCCAACCGGCACCGCAGGCUUAGGACGAGGAAGAUUGGUUUGGAAGCGCGGGAUCAGGACGGGUUAGGUGCUUAAGGAUGCGUGGAAAGGGAGCCUGAUAUUAUCUGGGGAUUUUUCUUUUUGGCACACAGCAAGGCGGCACUCUCUACCUAGACUAGACACGCGAAGACAUCACAGCUCCAACAACCCCCCGAGCGAACUCUACAGGGAAUCAGCAGAACCGUCACAUUAAUUUCAGUGCGCCACAAGGAGCUUGUGUCCGUGGUUUCCAAUCUGAAGAGUGUAGAACGGUUCCUUGCAGUGUUUUGAUGUUUACUUAUCAUGAUUCUGGCGGUCAACCUCGUCGUGGUUAAGGAGCAAGGCGUCUCCUACAAUACAAAUCUCCACUCACUUGAUGAUAUGUCGACUAUUAGUUCGUAGCGGACCGAAACCCGUACCAGCCGGGGGUGUUGAUUCGCCGCCGAAGUCUGCAGGGGUCUCUCUAACCCUAGGAACCGACCUCUAGAGUGCCCAGGGGAACCGUCGAAAAGCGGCUUGCGUUCCUUAGUUC
Messenger RNA from Durotheca rogersii, 1269 nucleotides. RefSeq lists its product as uncharacterized. The transcript has 2 exons. Lineage: Eukaryota; Fungi; Ascomycota; Sordariomycetes; Xylariales; Xylariaceae. The record is from RefSeq and is a predicted model, not a curated record. Bases 296 to 742 code for a protein of 148 amino acids.